Molecule: messenger RNA, 1797 nt
Organism: Carica papaya (papaya)
Lineage: Eukaryota; Viridiplantae; Streptophyta; Magnoliopsida; Brassicales; Caricaceae
Gene: ALDH3F1
Product: aldehyde dehydrogenase 3F1
Biological process (GO): aldehyde metabolic process
Cellular component (GO): cytoplasm
Molecular function (GO): aldehyde dehydrogenase (NAD+) activity
Source: RefSeq, a predicted model, not a curated record
AAGAGACGAGUGAGAAAAUUGGUUGGAGAGUUUUCAAUGCGCAUUCAUUUUCGCGCAUGGCCAAAAGCCUAAGACUGACCGGUUCGUUUCUUGCCAUUCAACUGAGCUAAUUCCUGUACGAGUUAACAUCAGUCUUCGUCUCUCUUUAACUCAGUGCAUAACUGUAGCACUAUAAUAGUGUAAACUAGGGUGUAUUAUCUCCAUGGAAGCAAUGAGUGGGAUUGAAGAGAGCUUGGUUGAGCUGAGACAGACGUUUAAGAGCGGGAAAACCAGAGAUCUUUCAUGGCGGAAAGCUCAACUUAGAGCCAUAAUCGAGUUAAUACACGACAACGAAGAGAAGAUAUUUGGAGUGCUGCGGCAAGAUCUAGGAAAGCACUCCACUGAAGCUUACAGAGAUGAGGUUGGAGUGGUGGAGAGAUCAGCGAAUAAUGCUUUGAACUGUGUGGAGAAAUGGAUGGCGCCAAAAAAAAAUAAUCUACCAUUAUUGUUCUUCCCUGCAAAAGGAGGAGUUAUCCCUGAACCUUUUGGAACAGUUCUGAUAAUAUCAAGCUGGAAUUUCCCCUUCUCUCUUUCCAUGGAUCCAUUGAUAGGAGCAAUCUCUGCUGGAAACACUGUGGUCUUGAAACCUUCAGAGCUAGCCCCAGCGUGUUCUUCUUUCCUUGCCCACAUCAUCCCUCUUUAUUUGGAUCCCAAAGCCAUCAAGGUCCUUGAAGGUGGAAGUGAAGUUGCUGAACAACUAUUGCAGCAGAAAUGGGACAAGAUAUUCUUCACCGGGAGUGCUAGAGUGGGGCGGAUUGUUAUGACUGCAGCUGCCAAGCAUUUAACGCCUGUUACGUUAGAGCAUGGUGGAAAAUGCCCAGCUAUCCUUGAUAAACUCUCUGCUCCUUGGGAGAAGAAGGUGGCUGUGAAGAGAAUAGUAGGAGCCAAGUGGGGGCUAUGCAAUGGGCAAGCAUGCAUAGGAGUUGACUAUGUGGUUGUGGAACAUGAAAUUGCCCACUCUGUGAUUGAAUUGAUGAAGAAAAUGAUAAAGGAAAUCUUUGGUGAAAGUCCAAAAGAUUCGAAUUGCCUCUCCCGAAUCAUCAACAAAAGCCACUUUGAGAGGUUGCGCAACCUUAUCAAAGAUCCCCGCGUUGCAGCUUCCAUUGUUCAUGGUGGUUCAAUGGAUGAAGAAAAAUUGAUCAUUGAGCCAACAAUCCUGUUAGACCCUCCACUUGAUUCCAAGAUGAUGAAUGAAGAAAUCUUUGGUCCAUUUCUUCCUAUAAUCAGACUACAGAACAUUCAAGAAAGCAUUGAAUUCAUCAACUCCAAGUCGAAGCCCCUUGCAAUCUAUGCCUUCACCAAAGAUGAAGCAUUCAAGAAGCAGAUUUUAUCAGAAACAUCCUCAGGAAGCGUGGCAUUCAAUGAUGUUGUUGUCCAAUUUUUAUGUGAGGCACUUCCAUUUGGAGGUGUAGGGCAGAGUGGCAUGGGACGGUACCAUGGGAAGUACUCUUUUGAUACUUUCAGCCAUGAAAAGGCAGUUAUGCAUGGACGUUUCUUCCCUGAAAUUGAGCCAAGGUAUCCUCCAUGGAACAACUUCAAACUGGUAUUCAUCAGAUUGGCUUACAUGUCUCAGUACUUCAAAUUGUUGUUGCUUCUACUUGGGUUGAAGAAGUAGCCCAUUUUCAUUAGCUCGUGCAAUAAAGGUUCUUAUAAAUAAAUUGUUGUAAACGUUGGUGGUCAUGAUAAAAUUAUAAUAAAGUUUAUCGAACAUGACUAUGAUUAAUAAAAAAUUAUUAAAUGUUCUAAGAGUUAUAAUUA